This is a messenger RNA of Pocillopora meandrina, 9318 nucleotides long. Lineage: Eukaryota; Metazoa; Cnidaria; Anthozoa; Scleractinia; Pocilloporidae. The record is from the annotation of a GenBank genome assembly.
GUAAGAUUGGUCCCAGAUCGGGAGACAGUUCGGAAUGAAAUCAUCCAUACCCUAAAAGUUCGAUCGUUCAUUUUAACAGCUGGCUUUCAUGAAUAUAAUGCGAAUCAACUACACUAGCGUUGGAAUAAUUUUUUCGCUCGUGGUUGUGCUUUUAUAUCUUUACAAACUAUCGCACUACUCUUCAGAAAGAAACCUGCCUGCAAGUGUCACCCCACGGACCAGCAACAAGCUUCCUACAGGUGGGCUAAGUUCUCAGCUUAAUAUGAACAGUUCAUGAUAAUAUUUGUUACUUCCACUGAGGUAUAUUGCACGGGCCAAAAAUUUCUUUCGUUUCCCGAAAGUGGUUACAUUAACAUUUUUUUCUCACCAUAAUUGAAGCUCAGUUGUAAAUGGCGCUGUUCCGUCGUCAACUUCACUGAAGUGCGUUGCAGAAUCGAAGAAAACUUUUCGGUUCUUUAAGAAAAUUAAUUUUUUUAGACACCAAACCUUCACCCAAUGUAAGUUAUUAUGUUCACUUGUGAUUAAUGCUGUGCAAAUUUGCAUCAGAAGCACUUCCACACCCAGGAGUUUCACAGCCAUAAGUGCCCCACCCAGCGGUGAACAGAACAUUGCUACAUGCACAGGUUCCCAAAAAGCUUAAGGAUUGCAAUUCCAGUAAGAAUCUAGCUUUACUUUCCAGUACAUCAGUGGAAGUAAAAUAAUAUUAAAAACGAAUCAUAUUUGAACAUUUUGAUUUGUUUUUUAUUUAAUUAUUAUUUUAGUUUGAAGCGCAAUGGUUCUAGCAUAUGAAAGGCAUUAUUAUACAAUUAUUAUGGUAGAUGUUCUAUCAGACUGCAUUUUCAAUUUCUCCUUAGAAUCUUCAAUAGAUUUAAAAUCACUAGCCAGUGUUGCAAAAGCUGGGUUGUUUGAUGUCAGUCUGAGGCAAGCUCAAGAAACUAUAGAGGCUCUUAAAAAGCAGCUUGCAGAAGCAGAAGUAUCAAGAGACACAGUCCAGAAAAAAGACAUGGAACCUGUCAAAAGAAAGUUAGUUCUCAUCCCUUUCUUCAGACUGUAUCAAAUAUGUUCAGUGAGAGAAAUUUAAACUGAGUUCUUUUUGCAAAUUAUGAUAUAAAUAUAGGCAGCCUGUGAAAACAGUAUUUCCAGUGGCAUAUUUGCUCAUGCAUUGAAUUUAGACUAGUUGUUUGUUAUUGGCAGGAAAUUUUUGUUAUUUAAUAAGUUCUCUUGACUAAAUUUUGACCUUCAUUGUUUAAGUGCAUUGCUGAACCUCUUUCACUUCCAUGAUAUCAUUAGCAAUUCUCCCUACUGUCUGCUAUACAAUUGUUAUGUUUACUUAUUAAAUUACUGUAAUGGAGAAUUUGGUAUUGGGUCAAUUAAUAAUCCCCUAAUCCUCUAAUUGAUAUAUAUUUUUAUAUUCUUAGUACUUAUUUGCAUGAUAUUGUGUUGAUAUUGUAAGAAGAAGUUAUGUCUAGUUCACUCAUGACAAUUAAAGGGUCAAUUAUCAAUUAUGCAGUUUGAUGACCAUAAAAGUGAUAUUUGUUGUCAAUUUUGAAUCUUCAGAUUUAGUGGUCACAAACUUGUUCAUUUGGAUUUGAAAGGAGCACCAACAAAAAUGACUUUUCUGACACAGGUAUCGUAUACUGAUUGGAGCAACUUCAUGCACCUUACAUAUAAAAAGAGAACUCUAUAUGUAAUAAUUACAGAUGAGAAAUUUAUGUGUUAUUAUCCAGUAAUAUGCUUGAAAACAUGUUUGGAAACAGGUUUGCCAAUUAUGGCCUAUUCAGUUUUAUCCAUUUGGUACCUGCCCCUCUCUCCCUGUAUGGAAUCAGGGUACUAUACUUGCAGAAUGUAAAUUUACAUGACCACAUUAUCAGGUUCACAAAAAAUGUUUUACAACGGUUAAAUCAACACUGCUGAAUUAUACCUACAAAAUUAAUUAGUUAAUUCUAAUUAUAAAAUAACUGAUAUUUUUUUACAAGAUUUGAUAAUUACUUGCCAGUAACAAUAUAUCAUAAAAUGUGAUAUCUGUCAUUAAUUUUGAUAAUUAUAAAUUGAAUAUUAUCAAUUUGUAAACCUGUGUAGGUGCUGCCAUAUUUUAAGAAGUGGGGAGCAACUGGUUUGCUGGUUGAGUAUGAAGAUAUGUUUCCCUACAAGGCAAAAUAUGAAGUCUUACAGGCUAAAAACUCAUACAGGUUAAUGCUGUUUAUAACUGUAAGAAAAAGAUGUGUCGUAAAUUCCUAUUUAGAAUACCUUAUCAUUUAGACAUGUGCAUUUGAAGAUUCCUUGCUGUUGAUAUCAAACCUGAAGAAAGUUUAUGGGUACUAUGGUUUUGCACAUUGUGAUUAAUCAGCAGUUCUCUCCUCUAGCUGCUUACUCAUUUUCAUAUCAACUUCUUCCUGAUAUGCUCAAGUGUUCUCACAACCUGUUUGCUGGAUAUUGUAUGGAUGUUAUAGUGAGAAUUUGCAUGUUAAUCACCUCUGGGAGUUAAAGGAUUAAAAGAAAUUAUAAUUUGAUUUUGUAUUUGCAGUGAAGCUGAAAUAAAACAGUUGCUGGAGACAGCAGCAGCAAAUGAUCUUAUUGUAAUUCCACUGGUACAGACAUUUGGUCAUCUGGAGGUAAAGUCAAUAUAAAUAUUCAGAUAAAUACUUUUUCCUAGCAAUUUCAGUUAAUUCUUUUAGCAGCCAGUGAAGCUCUGAUGAUUGCAAUAAGUAUCUCAAUACUUUAGGGUGGAUGAGUAGCCCCAGCAACUUGGUAAUUUUAAGUUUACAAUUAUGAUAAUUUUAAUAUAUAUGCAUUAUAGCCUCUACUUGGUUUAAAAGUUUGUUUUGAUAUUUGUGUGCAGACAUUAUCUGUUCCAGGAAGCAAACAAUUUUUUAAAAGCAAAAAAACCAGGACCAAUUUUCUCAAUCUUUUUAAAUUUAAUCUACGACUUGUACAUCAUGCAGUAGUACUUUUUUUUUUCAAUAGUUAAUUUUUUCAUUUUAAUAAAAAAAAUUAACUAUUUUUAUUCUUUUUUUUUUUUUAAAGUAAACCAUGCAUGUGUAAUUUAUAUGUACAUAAUCUGUUGUAAAAUUUACCUUCCUUUCCAUUCAGUUUGUCUUGAAGCACAAGGAGUUUGCCUAUCUUCGUGAAACAGAACACUACACUAAUUCAUUAUGCCCAAAUAACAAAGGUUAGUGAUACAAAUUGGAAAAAUAAAACCAAAUGGUAUGUUCGUGUGAAUUGCCACCAACUUGAAGAAUUAACAAAUAAGUACAUAAUAUUGGUUAAUUUUGUAUAACAUCUGUUCUAGACUCUGUUCCAAUGGUUAUAGAACUCAUUGAUCAAGUUCUAGCUCUCCAUCCUGGUUUGCAGUGGUUUCAUAUUGGAGGAGAUGAGGUGAUUUGAUAUCUACUGUUGCUAUAUAUUGAGUAACUUUUCAGGGCACAGAAGGUCAUUACACAUGGCUGUACUGUUAAAAUUUUUAUAUUUAAAGUCGACUUUCUGCUUGACGCAAUGUUACAACUUCCCUUAAAUCAAAUCCAAAUACAGAACAAUAAGAACUUCCAUUAUUCACAAAGAGUGCCAGAGCAGGGCAAAAUAGCAGACUGAAAUUUUAAUGCCAGGCUAUUUGGCUCUGGAAAUGGCAUGCAGUGUCACAAACGACUUUGAAUGUACUCAGUUCCGAGGGCUCUGCAUGGAGACAGGCAAAUUACAUGUAGCAAGUUGAGGGCAUUUGAUAGUAGUCACCAACCUAAUUUGAAAACUUAGCACAGGAAACUUUUUUCAUAACAAGAAUUAAAACUGCUGCAUUUUCAUAUUGGUCUUUUUUUUUUUUUUUUUUUCAAUCAGGUGUGGAAUCUCAAGACAUGCCCUGUCUGUCUUAAAGAUGCACGGAAUAAAUCUGAAUUGUUUGUGCAUCACAUGAAACCCAUUCUCAAACACUUGCAAGGCAAGAAGGUAACACCAAUCAUGUGGGAUGACAUGAUGAGGUACUGGCCUUUGGAAUACUUGAAAGGUAAAGAACUAUUGGAUGGAUUUACACUAAUGGGAGGUUUGGAAUAAACCUUACUGCCCAACUUUUCAGUUGUCCUUUUUGUUUUGACUGUGAUAAAUGAUGACUUUUUAUUUGCCACAGUGGUGAAUAGUGCUCUCUGCAUGCGGUGAUUGCAAAGACUAUUCCCCUCCAAGCAGACUAAGAGAGAAAAUUGCACAUUAAGGGUUAAAUUUCUGUCCAUUGUUUAUUGACAACAAGAAAUAGAUGUAAACUAAACAUGGUUCUGUGUGGUAUAUUCUGAAACUGUUAUUCACCUCAGUGUUGCUGAAAGUGGUGGUUAUUUACCUCCACUUUGGUGAAUAAUUUUAUGUUAUUGUCUUUUGAAUUAAUAUUUUCUUCUCAUUUUGUUUGACAGAGCUUGGUCCUCUUGUUGAGCCAAUGGUCUGGGCCUACAGAUCUGAUCUCACUGGCUAUUUUCCUCCUGGUAAAACUUUAAGUAGAAUUUGUUGUUGUUAUUGUUAAAUCAGAGCAGACCUGCCUUUUCAAAGGCCAUGUUGUUACAACUGUUUUGUCCCAGCUGAUGGGUCAUAUGUUCACUUUUAUUGAAGCUCUACUCAGCUACCAUGGUGCAUCCUCAAUGCCAAGUCAAACCCUUGAGAAUGGCUCAGUUUUGUGGAAUCAAAAGAGCUUAUUCAAGUUACCAGCCUUAACAUUGCACUUAUAGACAAUUUGGCCAGAAUAUUUUUUGGUUGUAGACAAUCUGAGCAUAAACAUGCCUACCUCACAAAAUUAAUUUUCCUUGGCCAAUCCAUCAUCAUGACAUUCUUUCAACCAUUUGAAAUCUAUUUGAGUCAUGUUGAUCAAGUUUGGAGGGUGCGCUAUGUGUAAAAUGUAAAUUAUGUUUUAUGGUUACUGUGAGCUUUCUAAGUCUUUGCCUUUGAUAUUCUUAAGAUAUGUGGCAGAGAUAUGGUAAAGCCUUUAAGAAGAUUUGGGCUGCAAGUGCCUUUAAAGGUAACAUUAAUUUGACUUAUGCAUUAACUUGAAUCAGAUAACUUUAUCCUGUAUGAAGACAACUUUUUAUUAUAAAAAUGGACAAAUUUUGGAGAAUCAUCAAUUUCUUUUGAAGACAUUAGUAUAUCAGUCUUUAGAAUUAUAUAUGAAAAUUUGUGACUUAAUUCCACUGUUGUAGAUUACAAAGAGUUCAUAAAACAUCAAAAAUUUUCUUCAGAUUUGCUCAAAAUGCAACUACAGACCCUGCCAGGUUGAAAGAAGCUCAGUAACCUAGUCACUUAUGAAUUAAGUUACAGAGUUCAAUGCUUAUGUGUUUUAUUAUAAACAUAUUACCUCCUGUAAGCAAACAAAGAGAUAUUGAGUUGUAGGUGUUAUUUAAUUGUUACUUCUGCUAAAAAUUUUUUCUUCCUUAAGGAGCCACUCACCCAUGGAGCAACUUUGUUCCAAUUGGAUUUCAUGUUCAAAACAAUUUAUACUGGUUGGAUAUCAUUUCCAAGUUACCAUCCACUCUAGAAGUAAAUGGUGUAGCCCUGACUGGCUGGAGCAGGUAUGUAAUGCAGUAUGAUUGUGCAAUGUCAUUAUUCAAUUAUUGUUUUAUCCCUUUAACUCCCAAGAUCUGAUUGUAAAUUCUCCCCUCUAGCUGCUACACAUUUCCUUGUAAAUUGGUUAUAAGAAUUUGAUGUUUGAUCAAGGUAAUAACUUGUAUCUGAUGAGUUUAAGUAUUCUCACUACCUGUUUGCUGGAUAAUGGAUGGAUAUUGUAGGGAGAGGUUACAUGUUAAUCACUUCUGGGAAUUAAAGGGUUAAGUGUGUCAGGGGGUGGUUAAUGCCAACUCUGUUCUGUUAACCCUUGGCAAUCUAAUAUCAGAAGGAUAAUUCUUCAUACUGUUCUCUGUACAUUUCCUAAGGUGCUGACAAGGAGAAUUUGCUUAACAAUCAAGAGAUUCUUUAGUUGUUGAUCAUUUCCUUUAUUCAUGAGAGCUUGAUCUGUGAUUCCAGGGUGAUACUAUAGGAGAAAUUAGAUGCUUGUCACUCGUAGGGCUCAAAGGGUUAACAAUAUUGCAUUAUUGCAAGUUUGUAUAUUUUAUUUUUAAAUCUUACUGUAUAAUCAUCCUGUUUUGGGGCCAUCAUAAUAACAUAGUUAUAUCCCUCUGCUAAGGAAUUAGCAAUUCUGAGUCAGUUACGCCCACAGGCCCACAAUCCUGUCAGCAGGUUUAAGAAAUGCCAGCCUGGAGAAUGGCAAAACUUAUUACAUGCCAAGAGACCAAUUCCUGGUUAAGAAUAUCUUACAAACUUUCUUAAAUUGAAGUCUUAAAAACUCUUGAGAGGCAUAAUCACUUGAGAACGGCUGCUAGAGCAGCUGGAUUGGUAUGCUAUAAAAGUGAUAAUGUUUUUUUUUUUACUCUCUUUUUGUAGAUAUGAUCACUAUGCCACUUUAUGCGAGCUUCUUCCAGCAGCUCUUCCUUCAUUAGCAUUUUGCCUUGGAGCAUUGAGUGAAGGUACAUGUUGUAAUCAUUUCCUAAAUUUACACAUCUUAGAGCACUGGUGAGUCUGAUCAACUAAUCAGGUUCAAAAUUAAAACCUUUUUUCUCAUUGGCUGUUUUUACCUUGCGUUCUCAUUUGCUGUUUUUACUUUGGUUCUCAUUGGCUGUUUUACCUUGUCUUCUCAUCGGCCUCUUGUGAUAUUUUUCUUUCUCCUGAUUGCCGUCGAUAUUAGAUUGGUUUUGGUUUUAUGACGCUAAAUUGAAAAACGCUCUAACAACCCUUGACCAUGUAUCACUAAGAAUUUUGCCACUCGCGUUGUCCUCCGCAGAUAGUCUAUGUUUUUACAUUGAGUGUUCAUUUCCUUGUGAUAUUUUUCUUGUGUUCUUAUUGGCCUCAAUGAUUGCUUUGGGUUCGGUUUUACAACAUUCAGUGAUUGCUCGAAGUCUCUAUUCAGAGGAUUGCUCAGGAUUUUGUUUCGAGGAUAAAUUAGUGAAGUAUUGACUUCCUUCAAACGAACCAGGCCUGAAACAUAUCGCCUCCGUCUUUUAACAAUUCAGGUUAUAUGGAUGAGGAACUUAGAAAAGUGAUAGCAAAAAGACUGGGGCUUCCUGAAACAUUCCCUCUCAAUGUGGAGAGAUUUAAUAACAGGUAAGAUGAAAUGUUUCAUAAACGAGGACGAGUGUUUCAUCAGGGUUUCCAAACACGAGAAAACUGAUGAAGGCACGAGGCCGAAGGCCGAAUGCUUUUAUUGUUUUCGAGUGUUUGGAAAUCCUGAUGAAACACGAAGCUUGAGUUUAUGAAAUGGCUUCUCAAAAGGGCCUAAUUUAUUAACAAUAAACACAAAAACAGAAAGACCACUUAAAUAGUCAGUUUUUGUUUUCUUUUGUUUCAUUAUCGCAUGUGCAUAGUUGUUAGUCUGCGUCAUGAAAGGUGUUGUGUUUUUUCACAUCUUCGCCUCUAAAAGAGUUUUUUUUUUCAUCAUAUAAAACAAAUAGAUUCCAUGUUGCGGUGGUCUGCUCAGAAAUAGAUCACAGAUGACGUCAAAAUGUGGUAUGGACAUCACUGCCAUAUUUUUGUUCUUACCACUUUUAAACUUUAUCUUAAAUCUAUUACUAAACAGAUGCAAAGCAAAAUGUAACCUAUUUAUUAAAUAGUCAACGUUGUACGGGUGCCUUGCAGAGAAUUUGGGCGAGGAUACGGCAGACCACCUUAACUUCCGGUUCUGUCCAUAGGUUUCAUCCGGCGGAAGGAACGUUUCCAGGUCAUGAACUAUACACACUUGUUUCCCACCUGGAGAAGGCAGUGUUCUUUACAAGAGGUGUUGGGAACAUGUAAGUUUAAAACUUUAUGGAAGCGUUCUUGAGUUGGAGUUGAGCGUACCCAUUCGGUCUUCAGGGCUCACAAAAAUAUAAUGAUAAUAACAAUUUGCUCGUCGCAGAGAAGUAGAUUCCGCUGAAAAAAAGAGCUUCUUUCCGUGUUCCUGUGGGACACGCCAUAUGUCAAUCAAAUACAAACUUGAAAGCGGGAUUUCAGAUAAUUUGGCAGUGUCUGAGCAACUGCGUACCUGUUCCUCCCUUAACCCAACAUUAACCCUAACUUGUUAUCAGGUGAUUGUUGUUGUGUUUUGAGAGGGUAGGUGUGCAAUUGCUCAGAUGCUGAAAUUGACCCGAUUGUUUCAGCUGUGAUGGGGCCAAAACGCGAGAAAAUUAUUUUGCCUCUCUCAACAGAGAUGACAGCUCAAGAAUAGUAGUUACAGUACUAGCAUGGUGUCAAAACAGCUCGACGGCGUUACUCAUAGAGCAUUUUGAUAUUAGGGCCGGAAACUGAGACCCCAGAAAACCAACUUAGCACUUCACAACAUCUCAGCCACGUUGCAGCUGAGUCCCUGAUUACAAUCGCUUUCGUUUUCCUAUUCUGUUCUUUUUAAAUAAGCCAACAGAAAACAAACAAAACACACACAAACAAGGAAACAAACUAACAAAAUGCUUGAUGCAUUGAUCUUAUCUUCGUAUCUUGUAGAGAGCAAAGCUGGUUGCUAGACCGUGAAGUACAAAACAAGUUUCUAAGUUAUUUUCAAGUGGAGAUGGCGUAUAACAGAACAAUGAAGUAAGAAGCCUUUUAUGCUGCUAAACUUUAGAAUGGUAUUUUCUUUCUUCAAUUGAUAUAAACUAUCAUUGAUUGGGUGAUUAUUUAAUUUAGCAAGUUUUUUUUUUAUCAGCUGUGGGCUGUCUCUACAUUGGCUAGCGCUAGACACAGUGAGGCAUUGGCUUACUGGUCAGCGUACUGGACACACUUGGGAGAGGUCUGGGUUCGAGCCUUAAAGAGCCUUGUCAUGUUUUGUUCUUCAGCGAGAUACUUUUCUCUCUCCUUGUCCCUCCCCUCCCAAGGGCCACUACUCCUUCUAACACUGAUAUUAUUAGAACUGGCUUUAAGUUUCUAUUUUGUAUCUCCAGAGCGUUACAGAUUCUAAGAUCGGUGCAGUCCAAGGUACCAAAAGUUUUUAAUCCAGUCUACGACGAUAGUGUGGUGAAAGAAUGGACCAAGGACAAAAUAGAUGAUGGCAUCAAUCAUUUGAACGGCGUUAAACCCAGAUUAGAAGAGUUGAGGAAAAUAGCUUCUGGGAAAGAAGAAAAACAAGAAAAAGCCACAAUGAAAGAAAAAAGCUAAGAAGCAGCACUAUAUUUUACACAAGAGUUACAAAAAAGAAAGACUGGACCUAAGUGAGGGAUUAUCAUGUAGGAAAGAGAGAGGGGCUUUUAGUUGGAGUCCAAUCCCUCUCUUUGAACAUAUUGAGCGAUAACUCACCAAAACAACCUACAAUGGAUAAGGGGGGGGGUACUUUCUAAAGAA